AACAUAAUUGUACCGCGUGUGUAUCGUAAACGGAAGCCGCGUGCUUUUCUUUACGUCUCACCGUUUGAUUGCUUUGCUUUUACGGAUGUAUGGAAGAUAAGAAAUAUGGACAAAUAUAUUGUCAAGGUACCUAGAUGCGAUAGCCACGCUACCUCUUCUGAUAGACGUAUGAAACAAGCAACCAUAACAUCUUUAAAGAGAGUUGUGACUACAGAUGAGAUUGCAUCAAUCAAGGAAAAACUGUGUGUGAAAGAUCAAAAUGAAACUGUCCUACUUGAGUGUUUGGAAAUUUUGAGUAAGAAGAUUCCUUCAAGAAAGAUUAUAAUAGAAAGCAAAAUAGGUCGCAUAGUUAAACGGUUACGCUGCCACAAAGAUACUAAAGUUAGACAACUGGCUCAGAGAGUUUGUAAAGAAUGGAACAACUUUUUCAAAACUCAAAAUAAUCUCGUUCCAGUGGAAGUAAAAUAUGACUUAGUGACAACGAAAAAAAGAGAAACUGUUAAGAAAUUCAUUGCUCAAUCUUUUGAAUUGGAGAGUAACUCUAAAUUGGUUUGUGAUCUUGAAUCCAGUGUGUUUUCCCACUGUAAAAAGCUGGUUAAUAAUCAGUACCAAAAAAUUUCCAGAAAGUUAGUUUUUGCAUUGAAGUCAAAGGAAACCCAAAGGAAUCUAUUAUCAAGAUCAAUAACUCCAAGUGAAUUAGUGCAAGAAAUUGCUGGAAAAUUGCCAACAGUUUGAUAAUUGAAUGCUUUCUACAUUCAUCUGAACUAUUUGACCAAAACAAUUUCCUUCUACAUACUUGUCUAUUGUUCAUACAUAUAAAGUCUAUACCCAUCUGUACUACAUCUGUAAAAUUUUAACACAUAAUAACUGUAUUGUUUGUAUUGGAAAAUUAUGUAAGAAAUCAAGCAACAUAUUAAUAAAUUCUGUAUAUAAAUGUAUA
Messenger RNA from Octopus sinensis (East Asian common octopus), 940 nucleotides. RefSeq names its product transcription elongation factor A N-terminal and central domain-containing protein 2. NCBI's taxonomy places the organism in Eukaryota, Metazoa, Mollusca, Cephalopoda, Octopoda, Octopodidae. Gene Ontology annotation, biological process: DNA-templated transcription. The record is from RefSeq and is a predicted model, not a curated record. The coding region runs from base 106 to 735 and encodes 209 amino acids. The transcript is spliced from 4 exons.